AUGUUUGAAUUUGGUGGAUUUGGUUUAUUCAAUGGAUUUUCAUUCAAUUCCGAACUUAAAACACUCUUGAUCAGUGAGGCAAAUAAUUUAGGCUACCAGUGCAUUCAAUCUCAACCUCCCAAAUUAUUUAUGCAAGAUUCUGGAUUACUUCUAUUAACGAGACAUGAAAUUCUAGAGAGUGAAAAUUACAUUUUCCAAUAUGCAAGUUAUACAGAGUAUAUUGUUGCAAAGGGAAUUCUCUAUGCACUUAUUAAGAAGAAGAAGAAUGAAGAAGGUGAUGCUGAUUAUUUGAUGAUAUUUUCAGUUCAUAUGGAUGCUCAUAAGGAUAGGUCAAGGAGAGAACAAAUUAAGGAAUUGGUUCAAUUUGUGAAUGACAAGAUUGACAAUUUCAGAAAUCAUUACCAGAUUGAUUUUGAAAAUGUUAGAGUUGUAAUUUGUGGAGAUUACAAUAUUGAUUCAUUGCAUUCGAAUGAUAGUUAUGCCUACUUGAAAAAUAGUAUGAGUUCAUUGGGGCUGAAAAAUGUUUUUGGCGAUGAUACAAGUAGACACCCAGUGACCUAUCCAAUUCCAACAUUUAAUAAUUGGUGUUUAGAUCAUGUUUUUAUUUCGAAUAAUUGCAAACAUUCAUUCGACAUAAUCAGAUGGAAGAAUGAGGAUGGAAUUGAAGUUUCAGAUCAUUAUGGAGUACGUACCACCAUUCAUUUCGAAUAA
Molecule: messenger RNA, 711 nt
Organism: Naegleria gruberi
Lineage: Eukaryota; Heterolobosea; Eutetramitea; Acrasida; Naegleriidae
Exons: 1
Coding region: 1-711 (236 amino acids)
Cellular component (GO): cytoplasm
Molecular function (GO): sphingomyelin phosphodiesterase activity
Source: RefSeq, a predicted model, not a curated record